AUGGCUUGUGCUCUUCGAAAAAUACGUCCUUUAAGUAACAAUUUACGACAUAUUAAACUAAAUUUCGUUCAGUCGAAUAACGUAUCAGUUGCCAUUACUGCAGAUAAAAUAGCCGAAUCUCAUAAACAUCAUGUAACAAUAUUACCCGGCGAUGGUGUAGGACCAGAACUGAUGCUCUGCGUUCGCGAAAUAUUUAAUACCCUUGGUGCACCAGUCGAAUUCGAUGAAAUAUUAGCUAGUGAAUUGCUUCCAGGACGCAGUUCCUCAUUAGCUGAUAUAGUAACCUCCUUUCGACGUAAUCGAGUUGGAAUCAAAGGGAUAUUAACUACUCCUGCGAUUGGUGAAGGAGGGGAUUUAAUGUCGUUGAACAUGAAGAUUCGGCGAGCUUUAGAUUUGUAUGCCAAUGUUGUUCGUAUUAAGACUGUGCCGGGAUUAAAGUUACGUCAUCAAAAUAUUGAUUUUAUUGUUAUUCGAGAACAAACCGAAGGAGAGUACAGUGCGUUGGAACAUGAAGUUGACAACACUUGUAUGCAGCUCGUCUCAAAACCACAACAAUUUGAUGUUCUUGUUUGUCCGAAUUUAUAUGGAAAUAUUGUCUCGAAUUUGGCUGUGGGUUUGGUCGGUGGUGCGGGUAUGGUUCCUGGUGAAAGCUAUAGCGCUGAUGUCGCUAUUUUUGAACCAGGCGCUCGUCAUCCUUUUCUCACUGGUGCUGGACGAAACAUUGCAAAUCCAACGGCGAUGUUAUUGUGUGGUGUUAAUUUAAUGCGAUAUUUGAAUCUUGAAGCAGCAAUGAAUGGUUUAAAAUCAUCAUCCAAUACACAACAGAAACUAGUACGUGAACCUGCUGUUGAUACAAUUAAAAUGUUUGUUGGCCAAAUUCCACGAUCUAUGAAUGAGUUAGAGUUACGGUCAUUGUUUGAAAAAUAUGGACCAAUAUUCGAAUUAAAUAUUUUACGUGAUAAAAUCAAUGGUGAAUCGAAAGGAUGUUGUUUUGUUACAUUUUAUUCACGACGAUCAGCAUUAGAUGCACAAAAUGCUCUACAUAAUUUACGUACAUUAAACGGUAUGCAUCAUCCAAUACAAAUGAAACCGGCUGACACAGAAAAUCGUAAUGAACGAAAAUUAUUUAUUGGUAUGAUAUCAAAAACAUGUAGUGAAGAGGAAAUAAAACGAUUUUUUCAACCCUACGGUAUGAUUGAAGAAUGCACCAUUUUAAGAGAUUUAUCGGGACGAUCGAGAGGUUGUGCAUUUGUUACGUAUCAAAAACGUCAAUCAGCUAUUAUUGCUAUAAAAUCGAUGCAUCAUUCAAUGACAAUGGAAGGAUGUUCAUCACCUGUCAAUGUUCGAUUUGCUGAUACACCGAAAGACAAAGAAAUACGAAAAAUGCAACAAAAAUUAAGUGAAAAUUUAUUUCAACAAAUAACUACAACGGCACCACAUCUUGUUGCACAACAGAAACAACAAUCUAUUCAAAAUCCUCUAUCAUCUCCGGGUAAUUUGGCAAGUUUAAAUUUGAUGUUAUUCAAUCAACUAUGUAAUAAUGCAAAUCAUCUUACACAAGGCAAUAAUCGUAAUAGUUGUCUAACAAAUUCAAAUGGUAGUAGUGGAAGUCAAUCAAUACCACAAUCCUCAUUUACAUCCUAUGAUUUUUCUGCGGAUGGAAAUGAUAAUCCAUUGCCCAAUUUAGCAAAUUUAUUUCAAUUACCACAAGCAACUUCAAGUUUAGCUAGUAUACAAUCGAGUACAGCGGCUGUCAAUGCUCUUAGUGUGUUAGCUUUUGGACAAACAAAUACAAAUAACAAUAAUUUAUCAUUGUCAUCAUUAUCACCUUACGCCGCCGAAUGGAAUCCGCAAACACUCCGAAAUCAAUUUAAUCAUCCGUCCGCUGUUAAUUCGAGUCCAGCAGUGAUGUACACUAAUCAACAAUUAGAACAAACUAAUAACGGUGACGCUACUUCUUUUCAUUCGGUUAAUAACGAAGCGAAUGGUAUGCGCAUCUCAUGCGUCUUUCCAAAUAUCACUGAUCAUUUUCUAACAGAAGAUGAUUUACGUUUCUUAUUAAAUAGUACAACAAAUAUGAAUAUAAGUACUAGUAAUGCAAAUACAAAAGACAGUGAUAGAAAAUUCAAUGAUACGGAAGAUAGACAAGGUGGAUUAGAUAGUAAACAAUUGAUUGGACCAUCUAACUCAAAUUUAUUCAUCUAUCAUUUACCACAAGAAUUUCAUGAUUCGGAUUUAGCUCAAACAUUUUCACCAUUUGGUAAUGUUUUAUCAGCAAAAGUAUUCAUUGAUAAAAGUACAAAUUUGAGUAAAUGUUUUGGAUUUGUUAGUUAUGAUAAUUCUAUGUCGGCUGCGUCCGCAAUUAAAUCAAUGAACGGAUUUCAAAUUGGUAUGAAACGUUUAAAAGUACAAUUGAAAAAAUCACGUACAUUACAAAAUGAUUCGUCUUCUUCAUCAUCAAUAAUAACACCGACACUGGAACAAUUUUCGGUUUAA
Molecule: messenger RNA, 2496 nt
Organism: Didymodactylos carnosus
Lineage: Eukaryota; Metazoa; Rotifera; Eurotatoria; Philodinida; Philodinidae
Source: the annotation of a GenBank genome assembly